AUGCAUUUUAUUAAAUAUUUCGUUAUCUUUGCAUUAUUUGCAAUCCAACUUAGUGUUCAAAAGUCAAAGCCUGCAAAAGAAAUAUCAUCUAACGAAUCGGGUAAUGAAUUAUCACCAAAUUCAGUUGAAGAACCAACUGAAAAGCCAAAGAAACCUUCUAAAAUAAAAAGUGCUUUGAAAAGUGCUAAAAAUGUCGUUGGCGGUGUUUUGAAAACUGGGGUAGCAGUUGCUAGCAAGGGAUUACUCGGAAACAUUCUUGGAAGUUCUACUAAAAGCAAAAAGAGUAAAAAUAGUAGUGGAUUACUUGGUGGUUUAUUAGGUAGCAAACAAAGUAGUUCUGAAUCUGAUGAAAGCAGCGAAGAAAAUAAGAAAAGCAAGAAAAAAAGUAGAAGCAAAUCUGACUCAGAUGAAAAUGAAACAUCAUCAAAGAAAAAAUCAUCUGGUAGCAGCUUUGCUAAAAGCCUAAAAAAUAAAUUUGUUGGAAGUGUAAAAAAUGGCGUUCAAAAGAAAAUAACUAAAUCCUUGCUUGGCAAAUUAUUCUAA
Messenger RNA from Strongyloides ratti, 543 nucleotides. RefSeq lists its product as hypothetical. NCBI's taxonomy places the organism in Eukaryota, Metazoa, Nematoda, Chromadorea, Rhabditida, Strongyloididae. The coding region runs from base 1 to 543 and encodes 180 amino acids. The transcript is spliced from 5 exons. The record is from RefSeq and is a predicted model, not a curated record.